Messenger RNA from Zeugodacus cucurbitae (melon fly), 711 nucleotides. RefSeq lists its product as uncharacterized. The transcript is spliced from 4 exons. The coding region runs from base 55 to 375 and encodes 106 amino acids. The record is from RefSeq and is a predicted model, not a curated record. Lineage: Eukaryota; Metazoa; Arthropoda; Insecta; Diptera; Tephritidae.
GUUUGUUUUCGAAAUUCGUUUUACGUAGUUUCAGUCUCAAACGUAUUUCUUAAGAUGGCGAACGUGUUGACGUGUUUGUUCGGCGUUUUGUUAAUGACAGCUGUUGUCAGUGUCACAGCCGAAAAUGGAAUAACAAUCUUCAUCGAUGGCGGCAAAGAAUUUGACUCCAUGAAAGCAGAUGUGCAAGCAAUUCGGAGUGCCGAGAACAAAUUAAACAGAGACAUGUCAGAGAGAUUAAAAAAGAUCGAAGGUUCAAUUGAGCAGCUGACUAAACUCAUGGCGGAUUUGUCGAAAAAUGUGGAAUCUAUAAAGGUUAAUCGUAAAUGUCAAAUCAGUGUUUCUAAAGGAAAUGACCGAAAUAAUAAACUGAAAUGAAAAGAGAUUUGUACGUGAUGAUACUUUAAACUAAUCAUGUAUAAUAACAAACGCUGGCAAUUCAAAUGUAAAAUGUAAUUUAGCUCAAUUCAAUUAAAAUGUAAUUACCAUCAAUGUUGCUUACAAAAAUUUAUUCCAAAUUAAAAGAAGAAAUUAUUAAAAAUGUCAAUGGCAUUCUCAUAUGUGCUGUAGAAUAUGCCGAAUAUUAUACUAUAUGUGUAUAUGCUGUAGCUAUACUCAGUUUAUCAGGGCCGUUUUAUCAAUUUGACAUAUACAUAUAGAGGAAAUUCCAUUGAAACUGAGAUUAUGAGAAUAUACUGGCAAUAAUUUAUUAUA